Lactuca saligna is the source of this 342-nucleotide messenger RNA. The record is from the annotation of a GenBank genome assembly. NCBI's taxonomy places the organism in Eukaryota, Viridiplantae, Streptophyta, Magnoliopsida, Asterales, Asteraceae.
AUGCCACAUAAUAGGAAACACACACAAAAGACCAUUCCUACAUGUGGAAGUGUUAAGAAGAAGCCUAGCAUGCGAAUUCCCGGUUCUCAGAAUCUCUCAGGGAACUUUCACCCGUAUCACACUGUCCUUGUUAAGCCUAGACGAGACUCUAUGCUUGAAACCUCCCGUGAACCUCAGAAGAGGAGGAUUCAUGAUCCCCCUUGGAUAGCUGAUGUAGUGAAUGAAUGGGUUAGAGAUCAGAGAGGAACCCAUCAUUUUGAGGUAGGGCAAUGCUCGAGGAUAAAACCCCUAUCCACCACUAAGAAGGACAUGUUGUCACUCAUGUUUGACCAUACCAUGUAG